Molecule: messenger RNA, 1418 nt
Organism: Scophthalmus maximus (turbot)
Lineage: Eukaryota; Metazoa; Chordata; Actinopteri; Pleuronectiformes; Scophthalmidae
Gene: ankrd39
Product: ankyrin repeat domain 39
Exons: 5
Coding region: 278-826 (182 amino acids)
Molecular function (GO): protein binding
Source: RefSeq, a predicted model, not a curated record
CUGCGUCGGUUCGGGAGGAGUGGCGCAAUUAAAAAGUUGUUGUUAUUGUUUUGUAUAACGUACACAGAGCCAGAGUUUUUCUGAAUUCUAAUAUAACACAUUUUUGUUGUUCGUUUUUUCAAGCCUGCAUUGGCUUCUUCACUUUGUUUCUUUGCCCCUGUGUUUGGGAGCUGGACCUGUUGGUGGUGGUAUUGCGCCACCGUGUUGUUAUUAAAGAGAGAAGAAGAAAUACGGAACUGUCAGACAACAUGAGUUCGUCUGUUAUGCUCUCAUCACGAUGGCGUCUGACAGACAGCACUGCUCGUGCUGCUCCCAUCCAGUCUCCUCUCCCAGUGUCCACCAGACGAUGAAUGAAAUGGACUUCGAACGAGGGAUCUGGUCUGCUGCAAUGGAUGGGGACCUGGAGAGGGUUGAGUCAUUGGUCCAGAGGGGUACAGACCUCAACCUGAGAGACUCGUCUGGAUACACAGCUCUGCACUAUGCAAGUCGCAGUGGUCAUCUUGCUGUUUGCACGUUUCUUCUUGAGAAUGGCGCCUGUGCAUCUCCCCAGACACCAGGCGGUGCCACGCCACUCCACCGAUCGGCCUACUGCGGUCACCUGGAUGUGGUUCGAAUCCUUCUGCACCGCAGGGCGGAUCCAAUGCUCUGUGAUGACGAUGGUGCAUCCCCUUUACACAAGGCUGCAGAACAGGGUCAUGAUGAGGUGUGUCAGCUGCUUCUUGAGGACUGUCCAGCACUUUGCAGCCAGAUGAACAAGAGGCUCCAGCUACCAUACCACCUGGCACAGCAGGGGAAUCUGCAGGAGCUCUUAAAACCACCACGAUGAGGAAGGACACACUCUGCAUCUGGGAAAUGUUUAGUGCUAAGAUCAGACAAAUUAUAUGAACUCAAAACAUACAAGGUGAAGUCCACUUAAGUCAGGGUCAUGUUGACCUGGAUUCACCAUAUUGGGAUACUUUGAACAUCAGCAAAGAACCACUGAGUGAAACAGGGUGAACAAAACAUUACAUUUUCUGGGUUUAUACCACAAACAUCACCUUGUUUUUUAUUACUAGUUCACUGCUUGUGUAAUAAAUACACAUCUUAAGCUAUAGAGACUUGUAAGACCUGUCAAAUAAUACCAGUUUCCACUGGCUGCUACUGCUCUGCUCUAGUUGUCAAAUAAAAUAAAUAAUGAAGAAUGAGCUCCAAUGUUUGCUUAGAUGCCAGGGAAAUGCUAACUUAUAUUGUUAAGCUGAAAACAGUGCCUUACUGUUUCUUUUCUCUAACUGUCUGCAUUAUUCAACAGCUACGACUCCUGGGAUCUUAUUCUUUGUACUUCUACCUGCCUCAAUAAACCGCAUCCAACGGAUCCGCUGGUUCCAUGCAGCCCAUCCCUUUCCCCUUUUUGAACAAAAUAAAUAAUUCUGCUCAAUUUA